AAAAUACUGCACCUAAACACCCGAGCAAUCGUAUGGGUUCGAGAGACCCUUGGACCUCCACUUCUUCUUUUCUAAUACCCGAUAGGUAUCCCAUUCCAGAAGUCCUUUAACUCGCCUUGUAGCAUCAUUUUACUCCCGCAGACCAUGCAUUUUCCUUUGCAUUCAGUGCCUCAGACAUGAUGGCCGUCUAUCCUUGUAAUAUGGCCUGCUUUCUCCCCCUGAAACGUGUGCAGCUGAGGCCUGUUGCUCAAUCCCGCUAUAUCGGAAGAGCCCUGAGACUGUAUUCAACACAUCUCCCCAAUGCCCGGCUGAAUAUUUCCACCGACUACUCAUCGACACCAAUCCUUCAUCAUGCACCGCAGUCGGCUCUCGCAAAUCCUGAAUUGCCCGCCAAUGUCCAGUCCUCGACAACGAAGCGCAUGAAUAUGUUCCAGGCCAUCAAUGACGCUCUCACCCAUGCCUUGGCCUCUGAUGAACGCGUGCUUCUCUUCGGCGAGGAUGUUUCUUUUGGCGGCGUGUUUCGCUGCUCCAUGAACCUAGCCACCCAAUUUGGUUCCGAUCGUGUAUUUAAUACGCCUCUCAGUGAACAGGGAAUUGUCGGAUUUGCUAUAGGAUGUGCAGCAGAAGGCAUGAAGCCGGUUGCAGAGAUUCAGUUCGCAGAUUAUGUUUAUCCUGCAUUCGACCAGUUAGUUAAUGAAGCCGCCAAAUUUCGUUACCGCUCGGGAGGAACAGGUCAUCAUAUUGGUGGCUUGACUGUGCGAAUGCCUUGCGGAGGUGUGGGCCACGGCGCUUUAUACCAUUCUCAGUCUCCCGAAUCCCUUUUCACACAUAUUCCAGGGCUGCGAGUUGUGAUGCCUCGCUCACCCCUUCAAGCCAAGGGAUUGUUGCUCGCCUCCAUAGCCUGUAAUGACCCGGUCAUCUUUAUGGAGCCAAAAGCAUUAUAUCGAGCCGCAGUGGAGCAGGUUCCAACAGAGUCCUAUUUGUUGCCAUUGUCAAAAGCGGAGGUUCUCAAAGAAGGCGAGGAUUUGACUUUGGUCUCUUAUGGGGCUCCCCUUUACACCUGUGCUGCCGCAAUGGCCGCUGCAGAGAAGGAUCUUGGUGUCAAGGCUGAAUUGAUUGAUUUGAGAUCAAUCUAUCCAUGGGACCGAACAACCGUGCUCGAAAGCGUGAAGAAGACUGGCCGAGCUGUCGUGGUGCAUGAAAGCAUGACCAAUGCUGGCGUCGGCGCAGAAGUAGCAGCCACUAUUCAGGAGAGUGCGUUCCUCCAUCUUGAAGCUCCUGUCAAGCGCGUUGCAGGCUGGUGUACACAUAUGGGCCUAGUGUACGAGAGCUUCAAUGUCCCUGAUGUUACGAGGGUAUAUGAUGCCAUUAGAGAAACAAUAGAUUACUGAAUCGAAAUAUAUCGACGAAAAAACCCUACUCUAUUCAUGCUCUAUUCGUGAUUCCUUUGCUGU
Xylona heveae TC161 is the source of this 1454-nucleotide messenger RNA. RefSeq names its product transketolase. Lineage: Eukaryota; Fungi; Ascomycota; Xylonomycetes; Xylonales; Xylonaceae. Gene Ontology annotation, molecular function: catalytic activity. The coding region runs from base 177 to 1391 and encodes 404 amino acids. Gene Ontology annotation, biological process: branched-chain amino acid catabolic process; response to nutrient. The record is from RefSeq and is a predicted model, not a curated record. The transcript is spliced from 3 exons.